This is a messenger RNA of Uloborus diversus, 1920 nucleotides long. RefSeq names its product WASH complex subunit 1-like. The transcript has 6 exons. Gene Ontology annotation, molecular function: actin binding; alpha-tubulin binding; gamma-tubulin binding. Gene Ontology annotation, biological process: Arp2/3 complex-mediated actin nucleation; endocytic recycling; retrograde transport, endosome to Golgi. Gene Ontology annotation, cellular component: recycling endosome; WASH complex; early endosome. The coding region runs from base 291 to 1736 and encodes 481 amino acids. The record is from RefSeq and is a predicted model, not a curated record. NCBI's taxonomy places the organism in Eukaryota, Metazoa, Arthropoda, Arachnida, Araneae, Uloboridae.
AAUUUUAAAGUUAUGCUAAGAUUUUUGUAUUUAAUGAAUUUUUAAAGCUUCGCAUAUCAUGAAAAAAAAAACUCAUAAAGUUAUAUGAUAAUCCUAUCUAUAUGAAUAGCUGGAAGGAAUCCUUAUUUUCCCAUUUGCAGUACUUUCGUUUUAGAGUUAACCUUAACCAACUUUUCAGCUGAUCAGUCAGUCUAUUUGUUUACAAUUUUGAAUGGGGAGUUUCUUUGUUGAAAGAUUUCACUGUUAUAAUGCUUCUAUUUUAAUUUGCGGUUAAAACUGAGUGUUUCAUAAUGAAAAUGCAGUCUUACGAGCUUCAUUUAAUACCUCCAGAUUUAAGAAGAGAAGAAGCUAUUCUACAAAUUGCGGACUCUUUAGAUUUUAUGAAAAAAAUUACUGACAGUAUAUUUAAAAAAAUACAAGACCGUGUUACUGAUUACAACAAAAGACUUCAAUCUGUUUGUGAUCGUGCUGAUGUUGCACAGAAGAAAAUUGAUAAAAUUAGAGGAAGUAGUAAAGCAACUAAGGUGUUUUCCAGCUACAAAUAUCCAGCUGCAGAUGUUCUCAGUGAAUACAACGCCUUAUUUAGCAGUGACACAGAUUUUGCGGCAAAGCAAUUUACUAGUUACCGAGUGAAAUCAAAGCAUGCUACUCCUGACGAGCAGACACUGAAACAAAAGCUGCAGUUUUAUAAUGUUAAAGUUCCUGAAAGACUGAAAGAAAGGGAUCAGAUGAUGGAAGAAGGUUUGGGAAGCCUGCCUAAGGGCCUUGAUUCUUUGAGCACACUGCUGUUGUUUAAUACGUCAGAAAAUCCGUACAAGAAGUAUGUUGUAUUAGAUCCACUAGGAGCAAUUACAAAAACAAGGAAAAGCUUGGAAGAAGAAACAACUGCUGAUGAAAUUGGAGCAGCGCCUAUAUCUAUUAGUCAGAGGGAUCAGAUUGAAGCUGUAGAAAAAAUUAAUUACUUUUAUAAUCCUGGUAUGGGAGAAGUACCAGAAAUGGAUGUGCCUUUAGCGUUACCAGAUUUACCAGGUAUUGCUGAUGAUCUGCUCUACAGUGCAGACUUGGGACCUUCCAUUGCACCAUCAUCCAUUCCAGUCAUAUCGAGUACCGUGUUGCCUGAACUACCAACUGUGGGUCCUGAAAGUCCUCAGGACAAUUUGUCUUCAGAAAUACCAUCAAUUCCUUCUGUUCCAGAUGGUCUUCCAGAAAUAUCCAAGAGCAUCUCUACAAGCACACCAGCAGUGGCACCGCCACCACCUCCACCACCACCUCCUCCUCCACCACCACCUCCUCCCACAUCUCCUGAGACUGAAACAGUGCCGACUGAGAAAGUUCCUGAGCCUGUUGUCAAGGCACCAACGGCAGUCGUAAAUCCAACUGAUGCAAGAUCAAACCUGCUAGAAUCCAUCAGGCAAGCAGGUGGCAGUGGAAAAGCUAAAUUGAAAAGUGUUGCUGACAGAAAACUUGAAGCCAAAAAGAAAAAAGAGGAGGAAAGGAAAGUUGUUUCAGGUAGUGGGGAUUUGAUGAGUGAUUUAUUCAAUAAACUUCAAAUGAGAAGGAAAGGAAUAUCAGGAGCCAAUCAAAGCGGAGGUGUCUCCGAAUCACAGCCUCCUCCUGCUGUUAACCCUAUUUCAGCCAUGGAGAAAAUAUCGGCUAUGAUUCCCCCUCCACCCCUGAAGCAGCCAGGUAACACCUCGGCAGAUGAAAAUGAUGAUGAUGAUGACGAUUGGGACUGAUUCCCCCCUCCCCCUCUUCUUUCAUUUUUGUAGUAAAGAAAAGUGUUAAGCAACAAAUUUGGCAUGAUUUAUUUUUUACUUUGUGAGACAUAUAUUUCUCUGGUGAAUUUACAUAUUCAAUUUCUUUUAUGCAAUAUUGUCAAAUUGCUUGUAUCUAAAAGAAAAUAAAUGCAUUGAUAUUUUU